Molecule: messenger RNA, 1369 nt
Organism: Vespa mandarinia (Asian giant hornet)
Lineage: Eukaryota; Metazoa; Arthropoda; Insecta; Hymenoptera; Vespidae
Product: annexin B9
Biological process (GO): endosome transport via multivesicular body sorting pathway
Cellular component (GO): vesicle membrane; plasma membrane; cytoplasm
Molecular function (GO): calcium ion binding; calcium-dependent phospholipid binding; phosphatidylserine binding
Source: RefSeq, a predicted model, not a curated record
UAAAUAAGUAGGGAAUGAUACUUUAUUACUCAUCGCCGAAUAAAACAUCGUCGUAUUGACGUGUUCAACGUCACAGUCUUCAGACUACCAUUAUACGAAUAUACGGUAUAGGGGAAACAUCGUAGCUUAAAGCAAGACUACUGUGUUAUUCAUAACGGCCUUAUAAUGUCUCAACAAUAUUAUCCAUUCAAGUGUACACCUACGGUAUAUCCUGCAGAUCCAUUUGAUGCUAAUGCAGAUGCAGCUGUGCUUCGUAAAGCAAUGAAAGGUUUUGGAACUGAUGAGAAAGCCAUUAUUGAUAUAUUAACCAGAAGAGGAAUUGUCCAACGUUUAGAAAUUGCAGAAGCUUAUAAAACUUUAUACGGAAAAGAUCUAAUAAGUGACCUUAAAAGUGAACUUACAGGGAAAUUAGAAGAUGUAAUAAUAGCCCUUAUGACGCCUUUGCCACAUUAUUAUGCUAAAGAAUUGCAUAAUGCAGUAAGCGGAUUAGGAACCGACGAAGAAGCAAUUGUAGAAAUUCUUUGUACUCUUAGUAAUUAUGGCAUUCGCACAAUUUCUGCAUUUUAUGAGAAUCUAUAUAGUAAAAGUUUGGAAAGUGAUCUGAAGGGAGAUACUUCAGGUCAUUUCAAAAGAUUAUUAGUAUCUCUUGUUCAGGCUAACAGGGAUGAGAAUCAAGGAAUAGAUCAUGAUCAAGCAAUUGCUGAUGCUCAAGCAUUAUAUGAAGCUGGUGAAAAGCAAUGGGGUACAGAUGAAUCUCAAUUUAAUGCUAUAUUAAUAACACGAAGUUAUCAACAAUUAAGACAAACCUUCCUUGAGUAUGAAAAGGUUGCCGGACAUGAUAUAGAAGUUGCUAUUAAAAAAGAAUUUUCUGGAAAUAUUGAAAAAGGACUCUUAGGAAUAGUGAAGUGUGUGAAAUCAAAGGUGGGCUUCUUUGCUGAACGCUUAUAUGAUAGCAUGCAUGGAAUUGGAACAAAAGACAAAACUUUGAUUCGUAUUAUUGUAUCAAGAAGUGAAAUAGAUUUAGGUGAUAUUAAGAAGGCAUUUGAAGAACGUUAUGGAAAAAGUUUGGAAAGUUGGAUUGCUGAUGAUACUUCCGGUGACUACAAAAAAGCUCUUUUGUCAUUAGUUUCUACUUAAUACUGAUCAUAAUAUUCAAUGUAUAAACAGUAUAAAUGAACUUUUACAGUGUACAGUAAUAUUAGUAUGACAUUAUCUGGUGUUCAAACUAUAAACUUUUUUUAGAAUCUCAACUUUUCUUUUGUAAAAAUGUAAUUGUCAUUAUGAGAGCUCCAUGUUUUGGUCAUAGUAAAAGUUCGAUGUACCUUACAUAUGUCUAAAAGUUUAAUUAUGGAUAAAUUAAUAUUUUUUA